Oryza sativa Japonica Group (Japanese rice) is the source of this 1061-nucleotide messenger RNA. RefSeq lists its product as uncharacterized. NCBI's taxonomy places the organism in Eukaryota, Viridiplantae, Streptophyta, Magnoliopsida, Poales, Poaceae. The record is from RefSeq and is a predicted model, not a curated record.
CCUGCCCUUCCAGGCCUCCGCUCUAUUUAUCCAUUUCUUCUCUCCAAACCCGCUUCGCCUCGAUCUCGAUCUCUCGCUCGCUUGUGGUCUCACACUACUACUAGCUGUGGCAGUGGCGCCAAUGGAGGAAUUAGCACCGGAGCUGAUCGGCCCGAGGAUCUCCUUCUCUCACGACGGCGUCGUGGCGACCGCCGGAGCGGCGACACCGGCGGCGCGGUCGGACACGUCGCUCGUCGUCGUCAUGUCGUCGUGGCGGCGGCUCCCCGAGCCGGAGUUCGACUUCGCCAAUGCGGCCGCCGCCGACGUCGCGCCGGCCGAUCGACUCUUCGCCGGCGGGAAGCUGCUGCCCGUGCCGCCGUUGCCGCCGGUUCAUCCCAAGCCAAGCCCGUGCAAGCAGCAGCAGGCAACAAGCGGCGGCGGCGUGAAGCCGACGAGUUACCAGAGGCGGCCGGGUUCUUGGACGUCGCCGUUCACGCGCAGCUGCAGCGUGAAUUCCGCCACGACGGCGGCGCCGCGGUCGGGGUCGGGGAGCUUCAGCUGCCCGUCGUUCCCGCUCAUGCGGAGCCGAUCGGCUGGCUCGGCGGCCGCGGCGCAGGGCGGCGGCCUCGGCGGCGUCGUCUCGGGCGGCGGUCACCACCGGCCGCCGCAGCACAAGAAAGCCGGUGCUACAGCAGCAGCUUACUACUAUGGGGGCAGCAGAAAUGGCAGCUCCGGCCAUGGCGUUAGGGUUAGCCCGGUGAUCAACGUGCCAUCCAUUGGCACCAGCAUGGUGAACAUGCUGAGCUACUUGCUCUGCGACUGUGGCAACAAGACCACCAAGAACAGGGGUUUCGGACUUAAUUGCUAGCUUAGGUGGUAGUAGCUUAGAUAGAAGUAAUUAAACGAUUAAGCAAAUGUACUCAUCAUGCUUGCUAAGAUUCUAAAUUCACUACUACUAGUCAAUUGGGCUAUGAAUUGUGAUAAAUUUUCGCUAGUUUGACGCUGAUGAUGAUGCUCCUCGAUCUAGCUUGUGUGAGGGGAACAGAUGGCAAUCAAUUUAAUGAAGUGAUCUUUCUUGAAAA